Messenger RNA from Trachemys scripta elegans, 3563 nucleotides. RefSeq names its product transmembrane protein 62 (gene TMEM62). Lineage: Eukaryota; Metazoa; Chordata; Testudines; Emydidae. Gene Ontology annotation, molecular function: hydrolase activity. The record is from RefSeq and is a predicted model, not a curated record.
AGAUGCGGGGCGGAAGCGGUGAAGCCGGCGGGGUUGCCCCGAGAAGGGCAGGCGGCGGCCGCAGCGACAGGUGCUGCCCGGGGUGGUGGGUGAAUGAAUGGUUGUGGGGCAGGGGAAGAUGCUGCGGCUAGCGGCGGGGCUGCUGGCGGCGGCCCUGGCGGCGCUGCUCCUGGACUGGUACGGCCAAGCGGGGCCUCAGCGCCUGGGCCAGCGCCGCCCCUUCGCUCGGGAGCCGGCCCCCGGGGCAGAGGCCACCAACCUCUUCUGGGUGGUGCAGGUAUCAGACAUUCACAUCAGUAGGUUUCGGGAUCCCAAACGAGUUCCUGACUUUGAAAAGUUCUGUUCUGAAACAAUUGAUAUAAUUCAACCAGUGCUUGUUCUAGUGACAGGUGAUUUGACAGAUGCCAAAACAAAAGAUAAACUGGGCUCUGAGCAGAUUGAGGUGGAGUGGCAAACUUACCAGUUGAUCCUGAAGAGAUCAAGAGUCAUGGAGAAAACCAAGUGGAUAGACAUCAAAGGGAAUCAUGAUUCAUUCAACAUUCCACACUUGGACAGCAUCCAAAAUUACUACAGGAAAUACUCUGCCUGGCAUAAGGAUGGCUCUUUCCAUUAUGUGCACAGGACGCCUUUUGGAAACUAUUCAUUCAUCUGUGUGGAUGCCACCCUCAGCCCAGGCCCCAAGAGACCAUACAAUUUCUUUGGGAUUCUAAACAUGAGUCAAAUGGAAGAGCUGUCUUCCUUGGCCACAGAAAGUCGUCAUAGCAACCAAACCAUCUGGUUUGGCCAUUACCCCACUUCAACAAUCAUCUCCCCAUCCUCGGGAGUACGACUGAUGCCAUUGGGAAGAGCAGCACUCAAGGUCAUACAUUUGCUGUGAAUGAAAACCUCUCUCUUAGAUUUGGCUUCUUGUCAUCUCUCAUUCUCCUUACAGACCACUACAUCCUGGCUCAAGUACUGUUUGGGCUGACUGUUCUUGCUCAGAUCACCUUGCUUCUUAUUUUCAGGUACCUUAGAAAGCCAACACUCAAAGGACCCCCAGGAUUAGUAAUGCUGACCUCCUUUUCGCUUCACGUCUUGAGCAAAACAAACACCUUCUAUUACUCUGUUCUGAUACUGAGUUUGUAUACAGCUCUGGGACCUUGGUUUAUUGGCGAGGUGAUAGAUGGCCAGAUGGGCAUCUGUUUUUCCUUUGGGGUAAUUGUUGGUGGACAUUUCCUGCAAGGCAGCUUGACAUUCGUGGUUGGAAUUUUACAGGUGGUAUUUUUUAACUUGCCUUUGAUGGCUUACCUGUGCUGGUGCCUGUUGCUACGAUGCCAGGGGCAUAGCUUCUGCUCUCAUGUCCGUCAUGUCAGGCACUUCCUGGCUGUGACAAUCCACCUAACCAUGCUGCUCCUGCUGGCCUGGCAAAUCUAUUCCUGUUACUUCCUGCAACGGACCUAUGGAACUCUGGCUUUCUUCCUCUCCCCAAUGAAGACCUGGUUGGUGGUGCUGACUCUAGUUCUGAUCCAUAAAUCCUGGACACUGAGCUCUUCUGAGCUGAGAACUUACAUAGUGGAAAUGAAAAACUGUCAGAGCUCUUGAUGCCUGAUGAAGGUAUUCAAAGUUCUUUUGAGUUAAGCUGUGAACUGCAGGUUUGUAUGGCGGCAUUUCAGUAUAGCCCAAGCAAUUAAAUGGUAAAAUCUGAAGCUGUCCCUGAAUUGCUUCAGAACUUUGUGGUAAUGGGGUUUUCUGUGGUACAGAAUGGACCUGUGUGUUUGACAGAUGGAAUUAUUUCCUGAUUACUGAAUGAAAACAAUGUUUUAAUUGAUUAAAUUCCUAAUUUUAUAACAUUGGAAAAAAUUCAGGAGUGGAUCUUUAUAAUGCGUUAUUGGAACUGUGCUGCUAUUUAUUUAUUUCAGUGUUUACACAUGGGCAUACAAAACCACUCAGUGUGAUUGGAUGUCAUUAAAGACAGUAUUGACCAUAACAAAGGUCUGCAAUCGUGGCCUUCACACUAGGUGUCACUAUGGUUUGUGCUAAAAACACUUAUUGAUGUAUAUAAUGCUGUAAUGUAUAUCAGCAACUCAAAAUCUAAUUGUAAUGUGUGUGUCUAAGUCCUGCUCUAUUCUUCUUCAGACAGUGCUAAAGAGAGGCAGUGUGCUCUGUCUUUGCCUUUUCUCUCCCAACAGUGACCCAACACCUGUCUAAUGAAAGAGCAGUGUUGAUUGGUGUUAAAGGUAGGCUCUGUGAUGGUCAGAGUGGGGAAUCACAGCAGGGAACAACGGAGGUAGGAUUCUUCAGGGAUGAAAGAUCUAAGUGGAGCAGUGUGGGUCAAUGACUAGGCACAGGAGUGGGAGUCAGGAAACUGGUUAUGUGACCUGCUGUGUGAUCCAGGGUAAGUUGUUGAACUUUACUGUUCAGUUUCUCCAGCUGGUGGAUAUAAUACACUUUGAGAUUUAUGGAUAAAAACCAUGAAGUGUUUCAUAUUUAUAGACUAUCCCUUUCUUCCUCCAUCCCUCCCGGAAUCAGAAAGAAUAGUGUAGGUACAGGAUUAGACUUGGGAAGUCCCUAAUGCUAAUCUCAGCUCUGACUCUUUGGAUAUGUGUCUACACUUCCACCUGGAGAUGUCAUUCCCAGCUCAAGGAGCCAUUCUAGUGCUCUCUCUUAUUGAGCUAGCGCACUUAAAAAUAGAACGUAGCUGCAGUAGUGUGAGCAGUGGCAGGGGCUACCCUCUCUGAUUUUAAGCAUGCGAGCUCUCAUUGAGCUAGCACGGUGUGUCUCCACAAGCUUAGAAUGAUAUCCCCAGCUCGAAGUGUAGACAGACCCUUUGUUUAUGUCUUUGGACAGCCACUGUGCUUCUUCAUGUCACUUUUCCCUAUCUUUAAAGUAGAGAGAAUACUUACAUGGGGCUGUUGUGAGAUGCAAAAUUUAAGUAACUUGAAUAUGCUAACUAGUAAGAGCACAGAUCUCAUCUACACAGGUGGUGUGAGGUUUUUUGCUUGUGUUCUCUAAAGAAUCUCCUAAUUCAAACCAAAAAAAAAAGGAGUAAAUGAAGUAGAAUGUAUAGAAAAAUAAUUAAUAGAAUUUGGGGAAAAACACUUUUUUUAAAAAAACACGGAAUGGUUAUUUCUAAAACUUGACACUUUUCUGUCACUUAAUGUUUUUCUCAAUGAUUGGCACUACCGAGGGGAGGGAGAAGGUAAUAUAAAGAAAUCUGAAGAAUCAGUUGUACAUGUGGAACGUGGUGUUUUGCACACAGUUUACAGCAUACUUUCCACAGUUUACCACAGCAUACUUUCCACAGUUUACCACAGCUCACCAGUGCUGCUAUGUAAAUCAGCCACCAAAAUUAAGAAAGUUUACAGGUGCAGAAACAAAACCUACCUACCAUGAGGAAUAAUGAAAAUCUAAUGAUCUUUUUACUCAUUGUGCAAAGCCGCACAACUAAUACUUUUAUUAUCAGAUUAGGGAGAACAGGAAGUGGUGGUAUGACAUUUCUGCUCUAUAUCCUGUGGCAAGACCCUGCUCUGAGUUGACCUUGCUUUUAUUUUCAUUACAACUCAAUAAAACCUUUAUGGAUUCAA